Molecule: messenger RNA, 360 nt
Organism: Prorocentrum cordatum
Lineage: Eukaryota; Dinophyceae; Prorocentrales; Prorocentraceae
Source: the annotation of a GenBank genome assembly
AUGUCCACGGCGCUUCCCAAGGCUGGAGGCAAGAAGGCCAAGGAGGGCCAGGAGGCCCUGCACGCCGCGCGCGUGGCCCUGCGCGGGCUGCUCUCCGCGCUGCAGGGGGGGCUCGGAGACCUGCAGGCGGACCUGGCCGCCGCGUGCGACGCGGACGACGCCGUGCUGCUGCCGCGUUCCGAGGAGGGGGCGACAGAGUCCAGCCUCGCGGCCUUGAAGGACACGUCGGAGCUCGAGGGGCUCCGGGCCAAGGCCCGGGAGACGCUGCUGGACUCCCACAGGAAGCACCUCCGGGAGCUGCGGGAGGCCGUGGCAGCGCGGCUGGCCCUGGUCAAGUCCAAGGGGGGCUUCAAGCCGUGA